Entelurus aequoreus (snake pipefish) is the source of this 1521-nucleotide messenger RNA. Its product is annotated as oocyte zinc finger protein XlCOF6.1-like. Bases 81 to 1226 code for a protein of 381 amino acids. Gene Ontology annotation, biological process: regulation of transcription by RNA polymerase II. NCBI's taxonomy places the organism in Eukaryota, Metazoa, Chordata, Actinopteri, Syngnathiformes, Syngnathidae. The record is from RefSeq and is a predicted model, not a curated record. Gene Ontology annotation, molecular function: RNA polymerase II cis-regulatory region sequence-specific DNA binding; DNA-binding transcription factor activity. The transcript is spliced from 2 exons.
AGUAGGCCUCGCUGCGAAAAGAUGAGCAGCACGCGGGAGACUGUCGCCAUUUAACAAAAGUAAACAACCUUGUUGAAAAAAUGUUACAAGAUUUGAUAAAGGAGCGACUGGCGGCGGCGGCUGAAGAAAUAUUCGCGCUGUUUGAGCGAACGAUAGCGUCGUACGAGGAGGAACUUUCUCGAACAAGAGAGAGCGCGAGACUUCGACAGCAGCGGGAAGAUGUGCACACGACUCACCAUGUUUUACAAGAUGUCCAGCUGCUGAUUGGACAUCAGGAAGUACGCCCCCCUCCGCCGCAGUGGGGCAGCGCCGCUUUGGAGCCCUAUGUUAAAGAGGAAGAGGAAGAGGAGGACGUCUGGACCACUCAGGGGGGACAAGGUCUCCUCGGUCUCACCGAGGUGCCACUCACUGGUGUCUCUUUGAAGAGCGGCGAAGAGAAAUCCCCCGAGUCCUCGCCGUUUCAUCACCGUCCAUGUGGGGAGGACCGAGGGGCGGAGUCUCCAAGACGCCAGGCAACAGAAGGCGACGUAGACCAGCGUGGAGGACCACCGGCGGACAAGAUCUUAGCUCCCCUGUCAGAAAGUGACGACGCGGAAACGGCGCAGACUCUCGGCAACAGGAAGACGUCACACGCGGCUAAAAAUGGCUUCAUCUGCUCCGUGUGCGGCGAAGGCUUUUCUUGCCAGAGCCGUUUGGAGGAACACGCGCGCACACACGCGGGCGCGGCGACUUGGACUUGUUCGCUCUGCGCGGAGACAUUCUCUCUCCAGACUCAAAUGCGAGCGCACAUGAGGACACACGAGAAACCCUUCGCUUGCUCCGUUUGCGGCCACGAGUUCGCUCGCAAGUCCAUCUUGAAGCGGCACAUGCUGACCCACACGGGGGAGAAACCCUUCCCCUGCCCGCUCUGCGGCCGAGGGUUCUCCCAGAAGUCGUGCAUGGUGUCGCACGUGAGGACGCACACCGGCGAGAAGCCCUUCGCUUGUUCGGUCUGUGGCAAACGCUUCGCCCUGAAGUCGUGCAUGGCGGUGCACGUGAGGACGCACACGGGGGAAAAACCCUUCGGUUGCUCAGUGUGCGGGGAACAUUUUUCCUGUAAGAGUAAUAUGAACGUGCACAUGAGAAGGCACACGGGAGAAAAACCCUUUCGCUGUCCGGUUUGUGGUAAAUGUUUCUCUUCGAAGGCAUUUCUGCGGACACACGUUCAGCGGCACCAGGGGGAGUGACCCCUUACCUUUCCAGCAUUUGUCAAUGUCCUCAAUUUACCCCAAUGUGGGACUAUUAUGUACUCAGUGGCAUAAUGUGGGACUAUUAUGUACUCAGUGGCAUAAUGUGGGACUAUUAUGUACUCAGUGGCAUAAUGUGGGACUAUUAUGUACUCAGUGGCAUAAUGUGGGACUAUUAUGUACUCAGUGGCAUAUUGUGGGACUAUUAUGUACUCAGUGGCAUAUUGUGGGACUAUUAUGUACUCAGUGGCAUAUUGUGGGACUAUUAUGUACUCAGUGGCAUAAUGUGGGACUA